ACACAACAGGAAACAGGUUGUGCGUGUCCAACAUGGCGACUGAAAUCCAGGAAGCGCUCGCAUAUGUCCGACAAAAUGUGUCAGAACUUCGUAAUUUAGGGAAGGAAUGGGGAUUGACCAACGCGGAGAUAGAAUUAUGUGUUCAGAGAGCCAUGUCGAUGAAAGUAAACACCAAGAAAUCACCUAAGAAGAAAGCUAGUAACGUCCAAGCAAGAAAGUUCGCAGCCCGAAAGACAUGGGCCCGAUGUCGAUGUUGCUUCAACAUGUGUUUUGUACUGGUGGGGGUGCUGCUGGUCGCGACGACAGUGACAGCAGGGGUGAUGGCAUAUCAAGCCAAGUCGAUCUCCCCCUCUCGGUUCCUUCAGCCAUACGCUUACAACAUAAUGAGGGUUGUUCGUCUUAGUUUGAGCGUUCCGCUCCAGCAAGUAUUUCACAUUGACAAGUACUACGAGACCGAAUGUCUUGUUGAUAACCCUAUGUUUGCCGAUCCAGUGAUGGAUUGUAUGAACUGUCAGCAGAUGAAGACAAUACGAGAAAUGACGACCACAACCGACUUUGACCUGUCCAUUGUGUCAGGACCCAUGGUUUUCAGGGGCCUCCAAGCGCCGGUACAUCUCCGUGACAUAUGGCAGGUUUUACACAAGUACCAGGACAACCACAUGCUGACCAGUCAUUCCCUGGACUGUACUGCCGACUGGGCUCAGUAUACAAGUGACCUAGCCAGACCAGACUUACUGGACAAAAUAAUACAGGAUGAAAACUUCUCAUGUAACUGGGAUAGCAGGGAGAAGCUGUUUCAUGGGCAGCUGAUGAGGAGUCUGUUUCCAAAAGCGUCGGUCAUCCCCUCUAAUGCAGAGAUUUGUCUCCAGAGGAAUGUCUUCAUUGACGGGAAAGGUGCUGAACAUCGGAAACUGCCUCCCAGCACAUUGGAAGGGUACAGCUGGUACGCCCAGGGGACAGGCACCCGGACUCUCGUGUUCCGCCCACACAAGGGAUGUGAUGACGUCUGUCAGUCAUUGAGCGUCACAGUGAAGGAGGGAGAUAUGGUGCUUUUCCUGAGUGGCGCCAUGGACGUAGAAGUCUCUGACAACAAGGAGGAAAUCAGUAUCAGCUACCUCGGACAUAUGUUACCGGAGUUGCCUCCACCACUGUUGUCAGAAACAGAAGACCAAUGAGUCGGAUAUAGCAACUACACCUCCAGCAUAAUAUUGUCAAACAAAUCAUUGAUAUCUUCUUAAUCCGGAAAGGAAUCUUGAUCUGAAAAACACUGGUAUUAUUUCUUGACAAGCCAAAUUCACAAACUGAUAUUUUCAUACAAAGUUUGACUACUCUCCUGUCCAAUAUUUAAAAAGAAUCUUUAGACAGUUGUAGACUCCUCAAGUCUUGUGGAGCUGUCCCUUGUUCUUGUUGAUGAAAAUUCUAAUUGAAAAUAAUGCGUUGAUUGUCUCUAUGUAAAGAAUGUUCAGGGUUUAACAUCUAAUGCUGGGAGAUUUGGAGGAAGUAUAGGGUGGACAGGCAACCUUAGGUGUGUUUUACAACCAGCACAAGUCCAUUAAGUAAUUAGAAGCAUUAAGAAUUCCUCAAAGGUGUACGGUAUUGCAUAUGUAAUUUAAAAAUAUAGUAAGUUUUGGUUUGAAUUCAGCAUUCUACAUCUUGUUAAGAAUUCCGUAUUUUUAGAAUUCCACUGUACUCUAAUUAUAUUUUUUUAAAUAUAUUUUUUGUAUUAUGCCAUUGUCUGUACAACUACUCCACAAACUGAAGAUGCAAUGAAUGGAUGAAGUGAAGUGAGUGAGUAACUGGAAAGGGGAUGUGUACAAAUUGUUAAAUCUUCACUCUGUAUAUCAAGUUGAAAUUUGAAUUAAAUAUAUUGAUAUAUUCUU
Molecule: messenger RNA, 1880 nt
Organism: Haliotis rubra (blacklip abalone)
Lineage: Eukaryota; Metazoa; Mollusca; Gastropoda; Lepetellida; Haliotidae
Exons: 6
Coding region: 33-1175 (380 amino acids)
Source: RefSeq, a predicted model, not a curated record